GUGCAUGCACUUAUGCUCAACCGAGCGACAAGCUGGGUUCGAUGAGUCCGUGUGCACUACUACGACUUUUUCGUUUUCCUUCUCCAUCCUCUUUGUUUAUUUCCAAUUUCAACCCCUUAAAUAGAGCUUCCAUCAACACACUCUCCACUCGAAAGCAGUUCCGGAGCUACAACAAAACCAUGACUUCAUCGAUGUCUUCUUCACCAAACACCACCAAUGACCCCCCACAACUUUCAGACCAGCUCCCCAAAAUCACUGCCCCUUACGGCUCCUGGAGCUCUCCAAUUACUGCCGACGUUGUUACUGGCGCCUCCAAGCGACUUGGUGGCACUGCCGUCACCGCCAAUGGCCACCUUAUCUGGCUCGAAUCACGCCCCACCGAGUCCGGGAGGGGAGUGCUUGUUAAGGAAUCUGUAAAGGAAGGGGACGAGCCUUGUGAUAUUACUCCGAAGGAGUUUUCAGUGCGGAACACAACGCAGGAAUACGGUGGUGGUGCGUUCACGGUGGCUGGUGACAUCGUUGUCUUUUCCAAUUACAGCGAUCAAAGACUUUACAAGCAAUCUUUAAAUUCAGAUUUGUCUCCGCAAGCACUAACUCCCGAUUACGGUGGACGAUCAGUUAGUUAUGCAGAUGGGGUGUUUGAUUCUCGUUUCAAUCGUUUUAUUACCGUCCAAGAAGAUGGACGUCAAAGUAGCUUGAAUCCAAUCACCACAAUUGUGUCAGUGGAACUUGACGGCAAGGAUAUUAAUGAACCGAAGGUCUUAGUUGGAGGAAAUGAUUUCUAUGCCUUCCCACGAGUGGAUCCCAAAGGGGAACGGAUUGCAUGGAUUGAAUGGGGUCAUCCUAACAUGCCUUGGGAUAAAUCUGAGCUCUGGGUUGGCUACCUUUCUGAGAAUGGAGAGGUCUAUAAACGAGUCUGUGUUGCUGGUGGUGAUCCGAAGCUUGUGGAAUCUCCUACUGAACCAAAGUGGUCAGCUCAGGGAGAACUGUACUUUAUUACCGAUAGACAAACUGGGUUUUGGAAUCUCUAUAAAUGGUUUGAGGCUAACAAUGAAGUGGCUCCAAUAUAUUCUUUAAGUGCCGAAUUUUCCCGACCCUUAUGGGUUUUUGGCACAAACUCUUAUGAUUUAUUAAAGACUGGCGAUGGAAGAAACAUCAUAGUCUGCAGCUACAGACAGCGGGGGCGAUCAUAUCUUGGAGUUUUGGAUGAGACGCAAAGCUCACUAUCCUUGCUUGAUAUCCCAUUCACAGAUAUUGAGAAUAUUGCUCUGGGAAGUGAUUGUAUAUAUGUUGAAGGAUCAUCAGGACUUCAUCCAUCAUCUAUUGCCAAGGUUACCCUAAAUGAACGAUCCUUGGAAGUAGUAGGCUUCACUAUUAUCUGGUCAUCUUCACCAGAUAUUUUGAAAUUUAAGUCGUACUUCAGCCUUCCUGAGUUCAUUGAGUUUCCAACUGAAGUUCCUGGACAAAAUGCUUAUGCUUACUUUUAUCCACCGUCCAACCCUAAAUAUCAGGCUAGUCCGAAUGAAAAGCCUCCACUGUUGUUGAAAAGCCAUGGAGGGCCAACUGCUGAAACACGUGGAAAUUUAAAUCCUAGUAUUCAGUACUGGACUAGUCGUGGCUGGGGUUAUGUUGAUGUCAAUUAUGGUGGCAGCACGGGUUAUGGGAGAGAGUACCGAGAAAGGCUUUUGAGGCAGUGGGGAAUUGUUGAUGUCAAUGACUGCUGCAGUUGUGCAAGAUUUUUGGUGGAAUCUGGAAAGGUUGAUGGAGAACAGUUAUGCAUCACUGGGGGAUCUGCUGGGGGAUAUACCACCUUAGCUGCUCUUGCUUUUAGAGAUACAUUUAAGGCUGGAGCUUCCUUGUAUGGGAUAGCUGACUUACGCUUGUUGAGAGCAGAUACACACAAGUUUGAAUCUCAUUAUAUUGACAAUCUUGUUGGGAAUGAAAAAGAUUACUUCGACAGGUCACCAAUCAAUUUUGUUGACAAAUUUUCUUGCCCUAUAAUUCUCUUCCAAGGAUUGGAGGACAAAGUCGUACUGCCUAAUCAAUCGCGUAAGAUAUAUAAUGCAUUGAAGGAAAAAGGCUUGCCUGUUGCGCUAGUUGAGUAUGAAGGAGAGCAACAUGGUUUCCGCAAGGCAGAGAAUAUUAAAUUUACCCUGGAACAACAAAUGAUGUUCUUCGCACGAACAGUAGGACGUUUCCAAGUUGCAGACGCUAUUAACCCGCUCAAAAUCGACAACUUUGACUAAGGAUCUAACAUGCUGGCUAGUUGGGAGUCAUAUGAAUUCAUUUGGAUUGUGUUGGGCCUGUUGGCUUUCUUGCUCCAAGUCCAUUUAUAUACUCUGAUGUAGAAGUUUGGAGUUGCUUCAAACCACGAUGAAUGUCUUUGAUGGGUUUGAUUGCUUUAUCUACAAUCUUUUGAAGGAUAAUUUUAUUGAAUAAAAACAUUUCAUUAUAUUUACAAUUUUAUUAACUGUAAUCUUUUUUUAAUUAAAUACAUAAUACAUUGAUAAGUAAAGGUAUUAUUCUACUUGUCCCAUCU
Messenger RNA from Cucumis sativus (cucumber), 2539 nucleotides. RefSeq lists its product as uncharacterized. The record is from RefSeq and is a predicted model, not a curated record. The transcript is spliced from 19 exons. Gene Ontology annotation, molecular function: serine-type peptidase activity. Gene Ontology annotation, biological process: proteolysis. Bases 42 to 2246 code for a protein of 734 amino acids. Lineage: Eukaryota; Viridiplantae; Streptophyta; Magnoliopsida; Cucurbitales; Cucurbitaceae.